Molecule: messenger RNA, 417 nt
Organism: Fibroporia radiculosa
Lineage: Eukaryota; Fungi; Basidiomycota; Agaricomycetes; Polyporales; Fibroporiaceae
Exons: 5
Coding region: 1-417 (138 amino acids)
Cellular component (GO): nucleosome
Molecular function (GO): structural constituent of chromatin; protein heterodimerization activity; DNA binding
Source: RefSeq, a predicted model, not a curated record
AUGGCCCGCACCAAGCAAACCGCCCGUAAAUCUACUGGUGGUAAGGCACCUCGUAAGCAACUUGCGGCAAAGUCUGCACGCAAGACAGCAACAGCAACCGCGACUGGUGGUGUGAAGAAGCCCCAUCGCUUCCGUCCCGGUACCGUCGCCCUGCGUGAAAUCCGGCGGUACCAGAAGUCGACCGAGCUGCUCAUCCGCAAGCUUCCUUUCCAACGUCUUGUCCGUGAGAUCGCGCAAGACUUCAAGACUGACCUCCGUUUCCAAUCAUCCGCCGUCAUGGCCCUCCAGGAGGCGUCGGAGGCGUAUCUCGUCUCGCUGUUUGAAGACACCAACCUGGCCGCGAUCCACGCGAAGCGCGUCACGAUCCAGCCAAAAGACUUGGCCCUGGCGCGCCGUCUGCGAGGAGAGCGAACGUAA